Hyposmocoma kahamanoa is the source of this 3032-nucleotide messenger RNA. RefSeq lists its product as uncharacterized. Lineage: Eukaryota; Metazoa; Arthropoda; Insecta; Lepidoptera; Cosmopterigidae. The transcript has 2 exons. The coding region runs from base 863 to 1228 and encodes 121 amino acids. The record is from RefSeq and is a predicted model, not a curated record.
AAACAUCCUAUUCAAGUAAAUGCAGUUUCUUCAUCUAGCUUGCUCCAGCUAUAUUACGAAAGGUUUGGUCAACCGAACAAAAGGUACAUUAAGGAUCUUGUACAGAGGGAAUUACGAAUCGAUAAAUUCGGAUGAUAUACAGUGUGAGCGUUGCAUUUAUGGAAAAGCACAACGGCUGAAAUUUGUUAAGAGAGAUAGAGCUUCUUUGCCAGGAAAGCUCAUACAUGCUGAUGUAUGCGGACUAUUCCCGGAAAGUUACUCGAAUUAUCGCUAUUUUGUUCUCUUUAAAGACGAUUAUUCCGUAUUUCGUCAUGUUUAUUUCAUAUGCAACAAGAGUGAUGUUAAAGAUAAACUACAACAAAUUUUUGAAAGAAAGUAAGAACGCUGGGCACGUCAUGAAAACAUUACUGAGCGACAAUGGUGGCGAGUUUGACAAAAAAGCCGUUCGUGAGAUACUGAAAAAAAAACGGGAUUACAAUGCCAUAAACACCGGAACAAAAUGGGUGUGCUGAACGAGAGAGCAGGACUUUUGUAGAAACCGCUCGGUUGCACAUGCAUUCUAGAGAAGAGUUUACGCAAGCCUUAUGGGUAGAGCUGAUCAAUACAGCUGCUUAUGUUCUGAAUCGUACGGGACCCACGAGGUUAGAUGGGAAAGUACCUUUUAACUGUGGCAUAAGAAGAAGCCCAAGAUCUCGCACUUGCGUGUUAAAGGAAGCGAUUGCUAUUUUCACGUUGCUAAGCAAAAGAGGAAGAAGCUAAAUAGGAAAGCUGUUAAAGGAAGGCUCAUCGGAUAUGACAAUGAUGAUGGCUACCGCAUCUGGGAUGGACAACAGGCUGUCUAGGACUGGAGUUAAGAAUUCCAAUGACGGUAACUGAUCUACCAAGGGAAAUGACUCCACAGUUGCCUAGCAAAGAGGCAGAGGUCAUUCCAGAAAUAACAGGUCAAGAGAUAGAGGGACGUAUCUUUCCAAAUAACGUUCUCUCGCAGAAUAACGACAUAAAAGAUCCACCUCGAUUUCUAGAACAACGACUCAGUGAAUCUGAACUUGCUCUGGAGGGAGAGUGUACAACAGUGCCCAUGGAUGAAUCUGCUGUAACAUCAGAUCAAGUUCAUGAUGAUGAAGCAGAACAAUUCUUGGAUGCCCAAGAAUAUGAGAGACAUACAGAGAAGCUAUGGAGAGAGAAGAUAAGUAAGUGCACAAGAGAAACUUCACUUGGUACAAUUUGAUGUUUCUACAGCCUUUUUAAAUGGUGAACAUAGAGAAGAAAUUUCUAAGAAGCAGCCAGAUGGUUUUAGUGAUGGGUCGAUGAAAGUAUGUCGUCUCAAGCGCAGCUUGAAUGGGCUCAAGCAAGCACCUAGAUGCUGGAAUUUGUAUUUAGAGCUAAUUCUCUUAAAUAUGGGUUUCGAACAGAGAGAAGCUGAUUAUUGCUUAUUCAUCAAAAAGGUUAAUCAGAAAAAAAUAUUGAUAACAUUAUAUCAUAGAGUUAUGCAUGCAUUGUAUGUUGACAAUGGCUUAAUAGCCGCUACGGAUACAGAACUAGCGAACAGUUUUUUGAAUGAUGUUAGAAACAGACUUAAUAUUACUACAAAACCUGCAUCGUAUUACUUAGGUCUUGAAAUUGAGGGAACUAAAUACUUUACAACGUUUUGGGAUGGCCGAAUGCAAUCCAAUUUUAACACCGAUUGAGAAAGAAGUUGUUUAAACAGGGAAAGUUGAUACCUGUACAAAGGUUUCCUUACAGAGAAGCAGUAGGUGCUCUCGCCUAUGUAAUGGUAGGAACCCAUCCUAAUAUCGAUUCGAGAUUCGAUCUUACUACACUACAAUGGGCGACAGAUUUCCGAAGUGCGUCAGGAUUACGUACUUUCCGCAACUCUCUUUCUGCCGCAUAUCAACGAUAUGUUAAUUUCAGGUACCUUCAAGUACUCUGAUGACAGCAUAGUUGUAGAUAGGUACUUGAUCAAUGCAAGGGUCAGUGCAAAAGAAAUCCAGUGUUGUCAAGUGUCUAUGAAUAGUCGUUUGGAUUUGACACUGUGGCUGUCUCUAAUUGGGGUGGUAUGAAACUUAUAAAAUUUAACGCCACUAAAACGCAGGCGUGUCUAUUCUCCACAAAACAGAGUUCCUUUUACCGGACUCCGCCUUUUUGUGAUAUAUCCAUACCGAUAGCCGACGAUCGCCAACUACUUGGAAUGGGCCUGUUAUCCAGGGUGGUUAUUGGGGUGGUAUGGAACUUGGUUAGAUGCAUAGAAUCCAUGGUCAAAAAUCGUCAUGGUCUCAUGGUCAUGGUCAGCCAGGAAGCUUGACAGCCUUUCCAAGGUGAGGUGUUACUUCACACUGGAACAAUUGCUUCAAAAAAGCUGUACGAAGCACAUAUCCAGUCUGGAUUGAAUUUGCCUUGGAUUCAGUUGAAAACGCUGCCAAGAGCAUAGGUGACUCGGAUUUGUUGCUAUAUUGUUCGCGCACCUCGCUCCCUUCUCGCUAUCCCAAAAAUGCGGGUAACUUUUGGGAUCUCUGUCUCGAGGACGCUGUCACUGUAUUGUAGUUAGGUACCCGAGCUCCUAGCAUUUAAUUACCGUUUAUUAUCAUUAUUAACUUAUUUAUCAAUAUUAACUACAAUACGAUAAUAUUAUGAGUUACAAAUUUACGUUUUAAUAGUUUAAAGACUAACCGAAAAUUCCAAAAAAUCCGGUUUUUCCUUAGCUGAAAACCGGAUUAUUCGGUUUUUUCGGUUAACCGGGUAGCAGGAUUGCAUUCGUUUUUUUCCAUCCUCUAACACCGCGUUCACAUUAUCGAGACACAAUGUCGAGUGGUUAAAACGCGUUCACACAUUCGUGCGAUAGGCGAUGCGAUGCAGGACACGUAUGUGUAAACGGUCACUUCGCUAUUCGCGUCGCGCAUCGCAUCUAGACAUGGGGAACAGCGUUACAUUUCUAUCGCCGCGACUGUCGUUCUGGUUCCAAAAAAAUCACGGCGAUACAUCACCGUGAUUUUGUCACGACUGUUACUUCCGUCACCUUGUCACGCCUAUAACUU